AUGACCCCGCGAGACUUUGCCCACUACGAGGACAACAACCUCCACAGAGUGUACCGGUUCUAUAAGGACCAACAAAUAAUCCCUUUUACGGAACUGCCCCAAACAGUGUCAUUUACCACACGCGACUAUUUUAGAUACAUCCAGAUAAAAAACUUUCUCGAGACAACCACAUACAAACAAGCAGGACGUACCCCCCUGACCCCUUUUGAAAAAUCUUGCAUUCACACUCCAAUACGGAAGAGCCAAAUCUCCACCACAUAUACGUGGCUACUCACAGCGACAAAAAAACAGCCACUCAACUACAUCACAGC
Pelobates cultripes (western spadefoot toad) is the source of this 311-nucleotide messenger RNA. The record is from the annotation of a GenBank genome assembly. Lineage: Eukaryota; Metazoa; Chordata; Amphibia; Anura; Pelobatidae.